Amphibalanus amphitrite is the source of this 4335-nucleotide messenger RNA. Its product is annotated as serine/arginine repetitive matrix protein 2-like. Lineage: Eukaryota; Metazoa; Arthropoda; Thecostraca; Balanomorpha; Balanidae. The transcript has a single exon. Bases 13 to 3516 code for a protein of 1167 amino acids. The record is from RefSeq and is a predicted model, not a curated record.
CCGGCGGAGGCGAUGGAGGUUGACGGCGGUGACGACGGCGGCCACCACGCUUGGCCGGACGGCAGCGCGAGGGCCGACCCUGCCGCCGACGACGGUGGUGGGGAUGGGGGAGACGCUGAGAGCGAAGAAAUCUCAAACGGUGGUUCUUGUAGUGAGCUCGGGACGUUGUGGCGUGUGCCGGGUGGACGCCAGCCGCCGCAGGUUGGAGAGCCGGUGGGUGUGGGUGCCGUGCGCCGACACCGCCCUCUGCCCAGCUGGAGCACCUUUGGGCGUGGUGAGGCGCCCACGAUGCCGGUGCAGAGGCCACCGACGGUUCCUCUGGAUGUGGUGUAUCCGAAUCUGCCUGUGUUGAACUCCUGCGCGGUGGAAGAGGAGCUAUUGGUGCAUGGCGGUGUCACCCAGCCACCACCGCCACCGCCUGCGCCGCGGCCGCCACCCCCGGCCUACCGACCGCCCAGCGCGGGCAGUGGUACGCGGGGCGGCCGCGGAGCGAACGGUAGAGCACGCGGCGGCAGACGUUUCGUGGAACUCACCCCUGCCGCGCACAUCAAUGCAAUCGCCAGGCAGUUGAUGGCCAGCACGAAAGAGGCUUUCGGCGUCGACUGGGAUGACGUCGGGGGCACCCGCGGCGAACGGUCUGAAGGGACCGGUUUUAGUACAAAAACUGUUCAGGAGGACACCCGACGCAACGGCGCGGGUGAGCGGCACAGCACAGUACCUGAACACGGAGCAGAGUCGGCUCUGCACGGCGGCGACGCCCGGUAUAAUGUCGCUGCCGACACGGGCGACGCGUCUUCGAUGUUGAUGACGCCGGCAGCGGCAGCGGUAGAGGCGGUUUCUAGCGAUGAUGUCUGUGGCGGCAGCGGCGGUGCUUUAGAUUGGACACAAGAAGGGCGUAGAGACGGCCAGCUUCAUGCUGCUCUUGUCGAUUCGAUAAGCGAUGAUGCAGCUGUAAGUGUUGAAAAUAAUUAUGUGACCUUGUGUUCUACCUCAGUGGGCGAUGGGCAGCGGAGUGACGUUAACGCUUUGAGAGUGUAUGCGUCUAAAAAUGGUGCGAGUAGAGGGAGUGGCUCAGACACUAUCACAUUGUAUGCUUCUGUAGACGCCGGAGGUGAAGUUGGGGUGGCUCGCGGGACGGCCGACCUCAGCAUCGCGGACAGUGAGACGACUUCUGCUUCGGAGGGAGAGGAGUGGCGAAGAGGGGACCAAGAGGCUGCCAUGUCGAUGCUGAGCGAAGGCGGCGCUUGGACCAUGAGCUCCACGCUAAGCGAACUAGCGGCCUUAAAAGCGGGAGGUUCUGAUGUAGUGGCAGGGAGUUCCAGCGUUGAAGUUGCCGAUGCCGAACCGGUAGGCUGUGGGGAAGGCAAGUUAGCAGCGCCUGAGAUGGUGGCGACCACGAUGCCGGUCGGUGGAUCAGAAGUGCCAAGUGAUAAUCGCUCGGCCUGGGCGAGAAUGCUGGAAGACUGCCCUAGUGCUGACGUGAAAGUGGAACCGUCAGACGACUCUGAGACACCCUGGUCUCAGUCGGCCUCGAUGGACCCAGUCGGUGCUCUGCUGAGCUCACCAGGGACUGGACACAGAUCGACUUCGCCUAGUCCUUCAGACACGCCGAGCACAGCAGUUAGCCAGGAUUCAGAAAAACCAGAGUCGUCGGAUCAUCACAGCACGGACCGGUCAUCAAGAAAGAAAAGCAGCAAGAAGAAGCGGAGGCGAACGCCCAGUAAAUCUGACAAGACCAAGAGCUCCUCGAGGGACGCUGCGGGGACAGUACGCACCACGCCAACAAAGAAGUUGGGUGAGUCCAGCUCUUCUGGACGAAGCCAACCAUCCUCGGAGAAGGCGCGGAAGGACUCGCCAAGCUCUGGUCAUCGCUCUCGAUCGAAAACCAAGCAUGAUUCGAAAAACGGUAGGACGACUCCACAAAAGUCAUCUAAGGGCAAAUCCUCUCCACGCAAACCCUCGUCACACAGAUCCUCUUCGUCCAGAUCUUCUUCGCAAAAGUCAUCUUCACACAAAUCCUCAUCUCACAAGUCCUCACAAUGUUCAUCUCUGCGCAAGUCCUCUUCACACAAGUCUUCUUCACAAAAAUCCUCUCCGUGUAAGUCAGCUUCACAGAAGUCCUCUCCUCCCAAGUCAUCUUCAAAGAGAUCGUCUCCUCGCAAGUCGUCUGCGCAAAGGUCCUCUUUCUCCCAUAAGCCAUCUGGAAGCAAGUCUUCCUCGCAAAAACCCUCUCCCGGCAAGUCCACGCCGUGUAGGUCAUCUCCGCGCAAGCCAUCUUUCCAAAAAUCUUCCGAAAAAUCAUCAUCUCACAAGUCCUCUUCGCAUAAGACAUCUUCACAGAAGUCUAGUGUUCCGACUCACGCCAGGGAUAAGGGUUCUCCUAGUGUUAAAAAACACUCUAAAACCAAAGACGACGCUAAGAAUGGCAAGACAACGCCACACGCGUCCUCUGAUUCGGGGAGCCAUCUGUCAGCCUUUGAUAAGCUGUUACUAGACUCGUCCAGCCCGAAGCAACGCCCGAAGCCCAAAGCUACGGCAGCGUCUUGCGAAUCCUCAGAUUCGGACGCUGUCGCAGGAGGUGAAAGUCUCUCAGCCUUUGAUAGGUUGUUGCUGGAUUCACCGAGCACCAGUCGACUCGUGAAAUCUAAGAACUCAGCAAAUAAUGGCUCGGCAACGCCACUGAAACCCACUGGGCAGAAGUCCACUCCUUCCAAGUCCUCUGAUUCGUGGGCCAAGGGCAGCAGUCUUCCAUCAUUUGACCAGCUUUUGCAAGGCACCUCCAGCGCCCCUCAGCCACUGAAGACGACCUGCAGCUCAGACGAGCUAGCGUCAUCUGUUGUUCAUGGUAGCACCUCGGUUUGGGCAGACAUGCUUGGGGACUGUCCCAGUGCCGACCAUCCAGCUCAGAAAGAGGACACCUCGAACAUCGCAGCGACUUCUUUCGGAGAAGCGUCCGGUUCUGGAGAGGCACCUGGCGCCCGCCGUGCACCCAAGAAAAGCAGUGGAGAAGGCGACGGUGGAGCAGCCGGCGGGAGCACCAUAGGCGCCCUUCUCAGUACCACCCCCGCUGCCUCACGGUCGGACGGUGGCCGAUCGCUUCUGAAAGAGCUGCUGGCCGAUUGUCCGAGCGCCGAUGCAGAUCAGCUAACCCUGAAGAAGCUACUGGAGGACUGCCUCAGCGCGAGGCCUAGUCGAGGACGGGCAGCGGGAACGUCCGGGGCAGGUGGAGGCGGCAGUUCAGCGGGCGGCGGCCGUUCGGUUCUGAAGGAGUUGCUGGCGGACUGUCCCAGCGCCGAUCCGCGUCGUCUGCGUCUAAAGCAGCUGCUGGCGAAUUGUCCCAGCGCUGAUCCUGGUCGCCUGCGCCUGAAGGAGCUGCUUGCUGAUUGCCCCAGCGCCGACUCUGAACCAGAAGUGGUUGUGUUGGCCGAGACCCAAGGAGACCCUGGCAACCCCAGCUCGGGGAAUAAGAGCGGGACUACUGAUGACAAUCAGCCGCCUCCGCGCGACGAGAGAUGACCCAGUGUGCGGUGUUAGCUGCCGCCGCUGCUGGCUUCUGUGUAAUCUGUGGUUUAUUUCUGUGGAUUAACCGCCACUAUGGACUAAUCGCGAUAGUUCCGCUGGCCUGCUGCCGUGUCGGUGUCGCCGUGCCGUGCUUUCAGAGCUGGAUCAGCUCAAUGAGAAAUGUGGGUUGUAUGAAGAAGGAACUCUGAAGUGCAAGCGCAUUCUUUGAUGCUGUGUUGCCUAUCUUCUUUUGUAUAAAAUUCUUCAUUUUGUACCGUUUUUAUGUGCAUUGUAUCAUAAGCUCGGCCUAUGGAAAGCGGGUGCACACAUUGUAUUACUGUACAGAGCUUACCUUUGGUUGGUUUGCGCGUCCGAAAUGAAGCAACAUGCCAGUGACAGUUCGCUCUUCGGUCGUUCCAAGGGCAUUGUUUUCUUAUAGCUAUCGGCACUGUGUACUAGUGGUUAGUAUCAUCUCUUGCCUACGUUUUUUUUUUUUGUCGUUAGAUUGGACGUCAUUCGAUCAAGUUUUCUGUUUCGAAACGAUAACUUCGAGCCAUUGAACCAGUUGUGUUCUGUCAUUGUUUAUUCGCGGAUCUCAGCCUAUGGCAACUGUCGCGUGUUGAAACUGACCUGAAUUCCUUCCAAAAUUGUGUAGAUAACACGUGCCGUGAAGGAAUAGCUGCAAAACACUGCCAACCCCAAUCGUGUGUGCCUGUGAAAAUCAUGUUUGCUCUCGUGCCGGUGUGCCGAGAGCAGUGUGUGGGCGUGACGGCUUGGAGUGCGUUUUAUACCGAACGAUUUGUACCGAGACACCCGAAUAAAAGCCAACUCGGA